Molecule: messenger RNA, 2218 nt
Organism: Thermothielavioides terrestris NRRL 8126
Lineage: Eukaryota; Fungi; Ascomycota; Sordariomycetes; Sordariales; Chaetomiaceae
Product: glycoside hydrolase family 47 protein
Exons: 2
Coding region: 296-2005 (569 amino acids)
Biological process (GO): carbohydrate metabolic process; N-glycan processing
Cellular component (GO): endoplasmic reticulum; Golgi membrane
Molecular function (GO): mannosyl-oligosaccharide 1,2-alpha-mannosidase activity; calcium ion binding
Source: RefSeq, a predicted model, not a curated record
AGGCGCCUCUGACGUCGCUACCACAGUUUAAAAAUUAACGUUGUUCCCAACCUUGUUUUCGAACCCCUGUGCGACCCUCCUGCAGCUUUACCAAACGAUACGUUAAUGACAAGCUUGCCCGCAGUUCAGGUCGUCCACGUUGUAUUCCGUAACUCAUGUUCCAUCACGCACCUCUGGAGGACUGCGACCGCGGCGUUUCAAAUGCGGACGCCACUUUGCUCAAUUUUAAAGGGUCAUGGCGUAUAAGAAAGCCUGGUCCGGUGGUUUCUUUCCCCUUAGAGCUCGUCGCCGCGCCAUGACCGCUGUCGAUCGUCGCCUCGGCCGAGUCCUCCUUGCCGCCGCCGUCUUCCUGCUUUCUCUCCGCCUUCUUCUGCCUGCUGGACCACGGCAUCUGAAGACCAGUCAUCCCCAGAUCAAUUUCAGGCCGAGCAGUUUUGACUGGACGUCGGUGGCCCAGAGAUACCCCGUGUCGUCGAUCCGACCUCUACCCACCGGCCGUCCAAAACAGUUUCCCCCAGUCCAACAUGCCUUUCGAGGCUACGUGCACGAUGCAACCACGAAACGCCGACAGGAGGCCGUCCGGGCUGCCUUCGUCCGGAGCUGGGAUAGCUACAAGACGUACGCCUGGCUGCAGGACGAGUUGGCCCCCGUGAGCGGCGGGGGAAAGACUACGUUCGGCGGCUGGGCAGCAACCCUGGUGGACUCGCUCGACACGCUUUGGAUCAUGGGACUCGAAGACGAAUUCUACGUCGCUGCUGCCGCUGCAGCCCAGCUGGACUGGGCCAACACGACUGAAACGGCCGUCAAUGUCUUCGAGACGACAAUCCGCCAUCUCGGUGGCCUGCUGGGUGCUUACGAGCUGAGUGGUGUGCCGGCCUUGCUCAAAAAAGCCACAGAGUUGGGCGACAUGCUCUACAUGGCUUUCGACACUCCGAACCGCAUUCCAGGCUUUUGGCUCAACUUCCAGAACGCGAAGCAAGGACUGCAAACGGCCGGCACGAACGACCCGUCCGCGAGCCCCUGCUCGCUUUCGCUCGAGUUCACGCGGCUCUCGCUCCUGACGGGCGAUGCCAAGUUUUACGACGCCGUUGCCCGGAUUUCCGACUUUCUUGAGCGGACACAGAGCCAGUCCAAGCUCCCUGGCAUGUGGCCGAAACUGAUCAACUUCCAUGACGAGACUGUCGAUGAUGACAAUGGGUUCACUCUGGGCGCUCUGGCAGACUCGCUAUACGAGUAUCUUCCCAAGAUGGCGGCCUUGCUCGGUGGCCGGGUGCCCAGCUACGAGAAGAUGUACCGCGCUGCGAUGCGCGUUGCCAAGGAGCACCUCUUGUUCCGGCCUAUGGUCGCCGAGCACGACGAGGAGGGUAGAAACAUCCUCUUCGCGGGCGAUGCGUAUGUCCAUCCCGACCACAUUGACCAUGUGCCCGAGGGCCAGCACCUCUCGUGCUUUACUGGAGGCAUGUUUGCCCUCGGCGGAAAGUUAUUCAACGUUCCCGACCACGUCGCCAUCGGCGAACGGCUCGCCCGCGGCUGUGCGUGGGCAUACGACGCGUUCCCGACGGGCCUGAUGCCCGAGAUCUUCAACAUCGUCCCGUGUUCUUCCAUCGACGGUCCAUGUCCCUGGGACGAGGAGCGGUGGCAGAAGGAAGGCGACCAGAAGCUCAAGAAGGGUUUCAAAAAUGCCAGGGAUCCACGUUACAUUCUCCGGCCAGAGGCUAUCGAAAGCGUCUUCCUCCUGUACAGGAUGACGGGUAAGGAAGACCUCAGGGAUCUGGCAUGGCGCAUGUUUGAGGCUGUCAUGGGCGCAACGAAGACGGCCCUUGCCAAUUCGGCAAUUGCCGAUGUGACGGUCGAGGGUGAGACUACCAAGACCGACUCAAUGGAGAGCUUCUUUUUAGCGGAAACACUCAAGUACUUCUACUUGAUUUUCUCGCCGCCCGACCUCAUCAACCUUGAUGAGUUCGUCCUCAACACCGAAGCGCAUCCGCUCAGGCGAGCCAAAUAGAUGGCGUAAAUACGACGGGCUAGAAAGUAUGCUGGAACGUGGCGGUAGCCACAGCCAAUGGUAACUAGACACGAGCUCGCGGAAGGGGAACUUGCAAUUCUUGGAGCAGUGGGAAAACCGGCCACUUGAAGGACACGGAAGCCGCUCCGCUCACCCAGCGAGUACGGACGAGAGGUUGAUCCUGAGCGUCAGCCGAGCGCCAUCGGUUAGAGC